Molecule: messenger RNA, 3633 nt
Organism: Scatophagus argus
Lineage: Eukaryota; Metazoa; Chordata; Actinopteri; Scatophagidae
Product: germ cell-specific gene 1-like protein
Exons: 5
Coding region: 1803-2888 (361 amino acids)
Cellular component (GO): plasma membrane
Source: RefSeq, a predicted model, not a curated record
CGAAGCUGAAAUUAUUAAUAAAAAGUUGAGGGAGCAAAAAAUAUAAAGUCAAAAUAAUGAGCUGCCAAUUGAAAUGGAUAGCUAAAAGUAAUAGCUACUGUAAAUGGUGAAAUAUCUAAAGAUGAUGAAACCGUUGGCCACAAGCAAUGGAAAAGCAGUUAAAAUUGCUAAAAGUAUAAAUAGUCAAAACAGGUACCUAUAGCUAAAAGUAAAAGUGGAUAAAUUGAAGUACUUAGCUGAACCUGAUGGGGGGAAGUACCCUUUAGUAUAAUUGGUAAAUAGUUGGCUAAAAUGGUUAACUUCAAAUUAAUUGUUAGCUGAAAAUAAUUGAUAAAUGGUUUAAAAAUGUACCUCCUGUUACUCUUCCAUCUAAGUGGAAGUAGAAAAUGGACAGUUCAAUUGUAUGAAAAAAUAUACAAUAUACAGUUUUAUAUAGUUAACAGUGUUAAGUGUUACUUUGCUUUGUGCACUGAGCCACAGUCAGGCUGGAAUAGAAAAGGACCUUCCCUAAACUGUUACCACAAAGUUGGAAGCAUAGCGUUGUCCAAAAUGUCUUGGUGUGCUGAAGGGGCCGAACCCAAUCCCUGAAACAUCCCCACAGAGAGGUCUUACUUUUGUCUCUACAGUGUUUAUUACUGCAACACAGUAUUAUCCAUAUUAAUGUGUAACAGACAUAUGUAGUCUAUUCAUCAUUUCAAGGUCACGUUGAGUUUCAAGAGGUGCUGCAUGCUUUUACAGGCUGGAAAUCACUGGAACCCGCGGGGCAGAUAAGAGGAGAGGUGAAAGAAAUAGAUCAAAUUGAGUCUAGGAAUCAAAAUGAAAACAGAUGGAACAGAGUUGUCUGUUUUGGAUUUAUACGGCUGGAUUAAAGAAGGGGAGUGUGUGUGCAUGUGUGCGUGUCUGUGUGAUGUGGUCACAGUUGUGUUGGGUCGUGCUGGGGUCUGAUCAUAAAGACUGACAGUCAGACAGACUGCUUGCAGGGGUCAGUGUGAUGGCCAACAUCCUCCAUCACUCUCACUUUCUGAUGAAGAGCGAAAAGUAGCGCAGGAGGCUGGAGGAGCAGGACCGGAUGUUUCUUUUUCCUUCCAAGCCUAACUCGAUGAAGGGACUGAGGACAAAGUAAGGGAGGUUGAAGAAGGUGAGUGCUUUUUUUUCCUCCCACUUCGAUUGAAUUUAAUUCACUGCUUAAUGUCAAGUGCUCAGUUGUAGCAAGUGCUGAAAGAUUGGCUAAGAAGUACCACUUCAAAAAUGCAGCUAUCAAAAUUAAUAUUUACUUACCGACCACAAAACAAAGGACAGGUCUAAUCUCCUUUAUUUUUUAUUUUAUUUUAUUUUAUUUUAUUUUAUUCAGUCUCAUUAAGUGCUUGUGGUUGGUAUUGGUUUGAUCAUCUGUCCCCUUGUCAGGUUCCACUGUGACAGCAAUUUUUCUCUUUUUUUUUUCCCCACUUUGAUUUACCCGCCUGUCUUCCCACAAAUUGCCAAUACUGUGCUGAUUUUCUAUCACUUUAUUUUCAUUCUUAAAAUGUGAUUAGUCAUGUAAAACCAAUGGCUCCCCCGCACCUUCCCUUUCAAAUGCCUCACUAAUCAUCUUGGCCAGAAUUGCUUCUCCUUGGAAACUAAUAACAGGCUGGUGAUAUUUUUAGUGACGUGCAAGAGUGGAGGUGCACCAGAAGUCUAGCAGAUUAACAGUGAGAUACUCAUUCCCUUGAUAUUUAUCAUAUUUGACCACCUCUUAAUGUCCGAUAUGUUUGUCUCUAUCCCGUACUAUUCCUCCACCAGCCCAAGUCCUAAUUUAUCCCUGCAUGAUGGCGUUCUUGCAGCAGAUGCGUUCCCCUCGCCUCUCCUUUAUCCAGACGGUUGUGUCUCUUUUCCUGGGUGGUGUGGCCCUCAUGUCCUCCUAUUGGUGCGUGGGGAAACAGAAGGUGCCCAAGCCACUUUGUACGUCUACCAAGCACAGCAACUGCAUCCCAGUUCCCGGUGUCUCCAACUCCUCCAACAUCCAGUUCUUUUGGGAGACCGGGGACGACCGCUUUGUCUUCCCCACCUUUCAUACUGGCCUGUUCAUCACCUGUGAAGAGAACAUCUACACAGACGCAUGGGAGGAGAAGUGUCGAGGGUUUUACACGUUGACUCCAGGCUCUGAAAAAGCAAUGAUGUGGCUGUCACUGUCAAUGGAGCUCAUGUAUAUCGGUCUGCUGUUAAUCAGCUGCACGCUGCUCUCUGUGCAGUUGUGUAUCAGGGCCUGGUUCCCUUCCACGCAACGCUGGGGCCAGCUGCUCAACGCUUUUGCUGCUGUCUUCACAGUCCUGGGAGGUCUCCUUGGGAUGGUGGGUCACAUGAUGUUCAUGCAGGUGUUUCAGACCACUGCCUCAAUGGGACCAGAAGACUUCAAGCCUCACAGCUAUGGCUACUCCUGGGCAUUCUACGUGGCCUGGUUUGCCUUUACUGUCUGCAUGUCGGCCGGCGUCUCCACUCUGAACAACUACACCAAGAAGGUCCUGAUGGUGGGACCAAGGCGUAACUCUGGCCUCAAUCCCUGCAGCUUUAACUUUGUGGGGCUCCUGCCACCAGCUCCUUAUUACACACCCGCACACCCAGCCGUCAGCUUGGCCUGUCCUCCGUCUCCCCCUCGGAUAUCCCAUUUGUCUCCCUACUAUGAGCCCCCAUCAACAACGAUUCCAGCCUCCAGUCCGAGGCUCACGCACUCCCACUCCCUGCCUCUCCACCACUCUGACUCCUUCCCUCCUCCUCCCCCUCACCCUGCACCUGCAUCUCCGUUCCACCGCCUCUCCCUUCCGUCCCCGUCACCCAUCCCGUCUGUCCACAUGACCCUGCCAGAACAUCAGGAGAACCACUACGAGCCAGAGGAGGAUUACAGCCCCCUUUGAACUCCAAUAUGUAUUCCCACCCGUUAUGAUCAGACUGGGAGACCUGUGCUGAUCCUGGCAAUGCAGUUUGAUGUCUGUCAUGGUCUUGUCAUGUGCUCUGAAUUGUCAUAAGCAGCAGUCUAGUGAUACAGUGAAUCUAAGUAAUCAGCUAUGAAAAUAAUCACAGUAACAACCACUGUUUUGUAAACUGAACAUCAUGCUUCAUAUACUGUAUUAUUUACAAGAAAGCAUUUGCAAUUUCAUUAUUUACACUGUAGACAUCUUAAAAUAAAUUUGGAAUGCAUGAAAUAUUUCAGUGUUUUGUCUGCAAGCCUUGAAUGAUAAAAAAGUCAUUUUAACAAACUAGAAACUAAAACAUAAUUAAAGUAAUAAUGACAUAAACUAAUAUUUUACAACUAAUCACGACAAAUGGCGAUGAAAUAAAAAAUAACUGCUAACUGGUUGAAAAUCAAGUUUUAAUAUUGUAAAAAUUAUGGUCAUUGUCAUCUAUAAUGAGAAAUAACAGCAGCAAAAAUAAAAACAGCAUUAGACAUCGAGCAUUAUGGGAAGGAAACCAUAUUUACACGUUAUAUAUCCCUAGGCUGCUCCCUUUCUGUCACACUGGGAGGAAACAGUUGAUUUGACAAAGAGUGAAAGUACAUGAAAAGUUGUGAUGGUUUGAUGUGCUUCACUGACACGGUUGGAUUUACAUUAUAUUUGACUGAGCUGAUUUAUUUGAAAUAGUAAAAAAACAAAAGAAAAAAAA